This is a messenger RNA of Lactuca sativa (garden lettuce), 834 nucleotides long. Its product is annotated as universal stress protein PHOS32. Lineage: Eukaryota; Viridiplantae; Streptophyta; Magnoliopsida; Asterales; Asteraceae. The record is from RefSeq and is a predicted model, not a curated record.
AACCGUGUUUCGACUCGGCAUCUGGUUCCUUGCUCCACUUUAAAACUACCCAACUCCAACUCCUCCCUCCAGAGACCAGAGCAACAGACCAAAUCAAUUCCAAAGAAACCGAAUCAAAGUCUUGUAGAUCUGCUUCUGGAUCACGUACAGUAUAAUAGAUCAUCGGAGUUUCGCAAAUAUGGUGAAGGAUCGGAAGGUUGGCAUAGCGAUGGAUUUCUCAAACAGCAGUAAAACAGCUUUGAAAUGGGCAAUCGACAACUUGGCUGAUAAAGGCGACACGUUCUACAUCAUCCAUGUCAAACCUCAUUCCACCGCUGAAUCUCGAAAUCAACUGUGGGUAGCCUCCGGUUCUCCUUUGAUUCCACUUGUGGAGUUCCGGGAACCGGAAGUGAUGGCGAAAUACGAUGUGAAGAUGGAUAUUGAAGUUCUGGACACGCUGGAUACAGGAGCUCGACAAAAAGAGAUACAUGUGGUGACAAAAUUGUAUUGGGGAGAUGCAAGAGAGAAACUGGUGGAAGCCGUUGAAGAUCUGAAACUGGAUUCUUUGGUGAUGGGUAGCAGAGGCCUCACCACCAUUCAGAGGAUAAUACUCGGAAGCGUGACAAAUUACGUGUUGACAGCUGCAACUUGUGCUGUGACAAUCGUGAAGGACCCAGAGACAUUCCACAAGCACUGAGUAAUAAUGUCCUAUUAUAAUUAUAAUAUAUUCCCUUCUACUUUUAUGUAUUGUGUCCCAUUAUCGUGUUGUUGCUUUGCUUAAAUUGCUUUGAUGUUCUAUAUUUUAUCUACAUAUAUGUAUGGAUUACUUUUAGCAAUGAUAUUUGGUUAAUAUUA